This is a messenger RNA of Lepus europaeus (European hare), 934 nucleotides long. RefSeq names its product syntenin-1-like. NCBI's taxonomy places the organism in Eukaryota, Metazoa, Chordata, Mammalia, Lagomorpha, Leporidae. The record is from RefSeq and is a predicted model, not a curated record. The transcript has 2 exons. Gene Ontology annotation, molecular function: syndecan binding. Bases 22 to 777 code for a protein of 251 amino acids. Gene Ontology annotation, biological process: positive regulation of transforming growth factor beta receptor signaling pathway. Gene Ontology annotation, cellular component: plasma membrane; cytoplasm.
GGUCUAGAUAAAUCAGGAAAAAUGUCUCUCUAUCCAUCUCUUGAAGACUUGAAGGUAGACAAAGUAAUUCAGGCUCAGACUGCUUUUUCUGCAAACCCUGCCAACCCAGCAAUUUUGUCAGAAGCUUCUGCUCCCAUCUCUCAAGAUGGAAAUCUUUAUCCUAAACUGUAUCCGGAACUUUCUCAAUACAUGGGCCUGAGUUUAAAUGAAGAAGAAAUACAUGCAAAUCUGGUGAUGCUCUCUGGAGCACCACUUCAGGGGCAGCUGAAAUCAAUAGAUAAUGGUAUAUUUGUUCAGCUAGUCCAGGCAAAUUCUCCAGCCUCAUUGGUUGGUUUGAGAUUUGGCGACCAGGUACUCCAGAUCAAUGGUGAAAACUGUGCAUGCUGGAGCUCUGAUAAAGCUCACAAGGUGCUCAAACAGGCUUUUGGAGAGAAGAUCACAAUGACCAUUCGUGACAGGCCUUUUGAGCGGACAAUUACUAUGCAUAAGGACAGUACUGGAAACGUUGGCUUUAUCUUUAAAAAUGGGAAAGUGACAUCCAUAGUGAAAGAUAGUUCUGCAGCCAGAAACGGUCUUCUCAUGGAACAUAACAUCUGUGAGAUCAACGGCCAGAACGUCAUUGGAUUGAAGGACUCUCAAAUUGCAGACAUACUAUCAACAUCUGGGACUGUAGUUACCGUCACAAUCAUGCCUGCUUUUAUCUUUGAACAUAUUAUUAAACGGAUGGCGCCAAGCAUUAUGAAAAGCCUGAUGGAUCACACCAUCCCUGAAGUUUAACAGUUAGGACACAAUGGAAACAGCUGAGCGUCUCCAGUUUCCUUUCUCAACUACUUCUGUAUUAUGCACACGAAGCUUUCCCGGAGCCAGGGAGCAUAUGCUGCAUGAGGACCUUCCCGUCUCACGUUAUGGCUGGGAAUCUACUGGUUCAUCUGAU